AUGACUAUAACAGCUUCAAAUACACUGGAAUUCAAAUGGACUUCUCCGAAAUCAACGGCAAGAUCAUCAUUCCGUAAGUUUCUCAUAAAGUUUGAUUGUAAGAUCUACUUUUACUCCUGUGCUUCUUAGGAUCCGACAACUUAUCAAUAGAUAUGCGAAAUACAUAUUGCGAUGAAGUUUUGGGACCGUUGUAUUCUUAUAUGAUGGUUUUGGGGUUGAAUCAUAAUCAUAGCAGUGCACAAAAAUCAAUUUUGAAAUGGCCUCUGACAAUUUAUAAUUAUAUCAUUGUAUUUGUAAUGACUUCUACAACAAUUCGCAGAUUUACUCAACUUUGUCGUGGAAAAAACGAGGAAAACUUCAAUGUUUUGAAUCCUAAUUUUGUCCUGACCUUAUGUCACGCACUUCUCAUGUUCAGGUAAUUACUUUUUCACCAAGAUUAUUUAAAUGAGAAAACAUCGUUUUGCACGUGUUAGAACGCGUAGGCAGAGCGUCACCAAAACAAAAUUUAAAAUGAUUAUAUUCAACAAGGACGAAUUUUUUUUUUGAAUACAAAGAUCUGUUUUCAGUGGACUGGCGGCAGCAUUUUUGUUAUUGAAGAUGCAGAAAAGAAAGGAGCAGAUGUAUAGAGUAAGAAGAUUCAAAAACCCUGAUUACAUUUUUUAAAAAUAACUUGUUGCAGGUUUUGGAUCGUGGAAUAAAUAGAACUCGAAAUGAAGAAAAUGAUAAAAAACAUUUUCGACUUAACAAAUUAUUCAUCACAAUCAGUUUUUUGUUUGCCACUGCUUUGGCAGUCGUUCAAAUUUUUACCAAAUUAAAUUAUAUUGCAUUACCAGAUUCACCAGAUUUGAUUGAUCGAAGUUUGCCAUCCAUAAUUCUUGAAGGAUAUGUGGUAAUUCUUUUCUUAUUCCCCUUUCUUUUUUUUUCAAAAAUGUCACUUCACUUCAGAUAUUCAUUGCAUCAAGUGCAAUAUCGCUGCUUGCAAUUCUCUUCUUCCAAUUGUGUCGAAUUUUACAAUUCUCAAUUGCUCGUCUUAUUGAAGAAAUGGUCCCCAAGGAGAAAGAAGAGUGUCCUUUACCCGAACAAUCUCUUCAACAAAUUCACGACGUUCAAAUGCAUUACCAAGAAAUUUCCAAUGCAAAAGUUUUUAUUGAGCAAAACUUUUCGUUUUCAUUGUUCUACACAUAUGGAUGUUGUAUACCAUUAACAUGUCUCUUGGGUUAUAUCGCUUUUCGUAGUGAUAAAGAGGUACUUUUUUAGUGUUCAGUUUUUUUCGAAGAAAAAAAUAUGAAAAAUAAGUUCUACCAGACAGACAGCUUUUCACGAAAAAGCAUCUCAACAAUCAAACAUCACAAAAAGAACUUUUUUAUUUUGCAGACCGAUAUGGCAGCAUCAAUUUCAGUAAUUAUCUGGCUUGUGAAUGCAAUGCUUGCUCUUAUGCUUUUCAGUAUUCCAGCUUUUAUGAUUGCUGAAGAGGGAGAUAAACUACUUGUCGCUUCAUUCAAAAUGUAUCAUGAAACUUUGUGUGAAGAACGUGAUUUGCUUGUUUUGGUGAACUCUUGCUUUAAUUUAUUAAAUCAAUAAUGUUGUUAUUUCAGUCUCAAAUGAGUUUUUUGUCGUUUCAAAUGCAUGCAACCAAAUUAACAUUGUCUGCUGGUAACUUUUUUAUGAUGAAUCGCAAAAUUCUGAUUAGCGUAAGUAAGCCUUAUUAAAUUCAAAAAAAAAAUAAAUAUUUGCAGUUGUUUUCUGCGAUUUUCACAUAUUUCUUGAUUCUUGUCCAAUUCGAUGCCGAACGUCAAAAACAAAAUGCGACAUGUCAUGAUACUUCAUCGUCAAUGUUAGUAAUCAAACCAAAGUUCUAA
Caenorhabditis angaria is the source of this 1859-nucleotide messenger RNA. NCBI's taxonomy places the organism in Eukaryota, Metazoa, Nematoda, Chromadorea, Rhabditida, Rhabditidae. The record is from the annotation of a GenBank genome assembly.